Molecule: messenger RNA, 1012 nt
Organism: Lactuca virosa
Lineage: Eukaryota; Viridiplantae; Streptophyta; Magnoliopsida; Asterales; Asteraceae
Source: the annotation of a GenBank genome assembly
UAUCCUUUUCCUCCAUCUCAAUGUCACAAGAUUCAAACUACUCUCCCCCAUCAUGGAAGUAAGUGCAGUAUGGUGUGGGAUGGGAGCAUUAAUAAUCCUGGUUUGUUAUGCUUGGAGAUUUCUGAAUUGGGUAUGGCUGAAACCAAAGAAGAACGAAAAAUGUCUAAGAGACCAAGGCCUGAACGGAAGCUCCUAUAAAUUCUUGUUCGGAGACUUGAAAGAGGUGGUUAACAUGUUAAGAGAUGCGAAAUCUACAGCCAUAAAUCUAAAUAAUGAAAUUGUCCCCCGAGUCUUGCCCUUUGACCACAAAUCGCACACUGCUUAUGGCAAGAUUUGUUUCACAUGGAUGGGGCCGACACCUAAGGUGCAAAUAACUGAUCCGUCUAUGGUAAGGGAGGUCUUGGCAAAUAACUAUCAGUUUCAAAAGCCAAGAGGAGGAAACCCAUUAAUAAGGACGCUAGGAGCAGGUCUAACAGAUGCAGAUGGUGAUCGAUGGAGCAAACACAGAAAAAUAGUCAAUCCUGCUUUUCAUGUCGAAAAGCUCAAGCAUAUGGUGCCUGCAAUCUAUGUAAGCUGUGCUGAGAUGAUCAACAAAUGGGAAGAAAGGUUAAAAAAGGAAAGUUCAUGUGAAGUGGAUGUGUGGCCUUAUCUGCAAACGUUAUCCAGUGAUGUUAUUUCACGUACAGCAUUUGGUAGUAACAUUGACGAAGGGAAGAGAAUAUUUGAACUACAACGGGAACUAGCAGUGUUAGUCAUAGACGCUAUACAAUCACUCUACAUUCCUGGAUCGAGUUUUUUUCCAACAAAAAACAACAACAGGAUAAAGAAAAUUGACCAAGAAGUGAAGGCUACGAUAAGGAGUAUCAUUGACAAACGAAUAAUCGCAAUGAAAGCUGGAAAAAGGAGUAAAGAUGACUUGUUGGGCAUACUCUUGGAAUCAAAUUACAGAGAAAUUAAACAUGGGAAUAAGAAUUCUGGAUUAACCAUUGAUGAAGUGAUCGAUGAGUGUUAA